Messenger RNA from Cryphonectria parasitica EP155, 1002 nucleotides. RefSeq lists its product as uncharacterized. The coding region runs from base 1 to 1002 and encodes 333 amino acids. The transcript is spliced from 2 exons. The record is from RefSeq and is a predicted model, not a curated record. Lineage: Eukaryota; Fungi; Ascomycota; Sordariomycetes; Diaporthales; Cryphonectriaceae.
AUGAAGGGCACCCACUUGUCUGCAGGCCUCGUUGCAGGCUCAACAGCGUCCCCUGUGAUCACGACUCUAGCGCCAGCGUCCGAUACGCCUGUCUACUCAAUGAGUCCGUCGGCUGAGUCAUUUCUCUUAUACCCUCAACUGCCAGCCGAGAUUCAAGAUGCCAUUUUGUCCAAUAUUCUCGACAACGAGCCAUCCAUGUUUGUAGAUGUUUGUCUCUGCGACAGAGUGCCCCCUAUGCCACCGAUUGCACUCGUAUCAAAGAAGAUUCGGAAGCAAGUACAGAGUAUCAUGGAGCUCAAGAGAAAUGGCUACAGCGUUGUGGAAGCAGAGCGUGACAUGACGCCUCAGACCUUGAUGAGAAGCCACGACAUGGUUCUACUUCCACCAACGUCCAUGACGAAAAGACUCGAGGGCAUCUCGCUGGCAUGUUGCGAAGAAGCCGGUCAUAUCGGAGUCCUGGUCCCAUCGCAUAGCGACAGAUGGUACCCCGAACUCUGGCCAUUGUCCACUUCCCAGCUCGAGAAGACCAGCCUCGUCGUUCAAGUACCUCCUCAAGCCGCAGUCAGUGACGCUACUCUCACUUUCAAACCGUACUUCAAGGGCUCUCUGGCGCUUGACAACAAACCCCGCGUCAUUGGCAGCUUCUUCCGCGAAGAUAAGAACGUCACCAAGAUUGUCACAGAGCACUGGUUUGAUAGCAAGUUCACCGCAAUGCCUGGAAUGUUUGCAAGUACCGGUCAGCGGGUGGACGGAAGCCGACGUUGGCAAAAUGUAAUCCUCGAAGGCCAGGCAGAUUUCGCUCCUGUCAUAUUGUUUGCACACGAGCACGUGAUAGACAGCGUGCAGCAUCUGCCUUAUCUCAGCUCCCCAUUCCCAGGCUUCCCAACAUUGAAAACAAAGGAGAGGUAUGAGGCCGAGCAUAAUGUGAACAUGCUUGUGUUGAUGACGACGGUACAGGCUGAGGGUAUGAACAAACGCGAGAAGUCAAGCGGGGCGUCUUGA